CUCUCUUCAACACGUGCAGCCUGCCGAUGUGCCUGCGCCAUCAAUAUACGGACAAACAUCAACACACAUGCGCAUCAUCAUGCCAUCGUGUGGCUCUCACCUUCAUGGUCUAAGGCGCCUGGCCAUCAAGCACGAUGGCUGCGGUCGGCCCGAGGACGCGACGGGCUUUGGCGGCCGUCCGGGGGAACCGCUGGGCGAAGCGGGCGUCAUGGGGGACACCUACUGCUGGCGCCUCGGUGGUACUGACUGUGACGUGGACUGCAUGUAGACAAGAGCAGAGCAGAUGAUCAGACGACACGACAGCAUGAUGAUGUGCUGUGAAUGUGCUGUCAAUGUGAAUGCGUACCGUCCUGGUUGUUGCCUAGGGGGAUGACAAAGAAAAUCCAUGCGAUGAAUGGGUCGUUGAAUGAAGUCAGCAAAUGCUGCUGCCCACACCACCCACUGGCCACCUCGAAUGCCACCACGUCCGAGCAUCCGUUGAGGGGCGUGUGCGGCGAUUGGGUCAUGAUGCGCUCGAGGUGGCCACCCCGCACACGCCUGACACACACAUCAAUAGCGCACCACACAGCCAAUUUGCCCUCUCAUUGUGUGCCGUCCAUCCACUCACCGGUCCACCACCACUGUCGGCGAGUAGGUGAAGCCGCCCACAACCAACAGCCGGUGACCCAGCAUCAAGUCCUUUAGCAUGGAACUCGCCGAUGCGAAAGCAUGCCCGUCGUUGACACCAACAGUCGCCCAGCCAACACCGUUCUGCCACACAAUGCGGCUGCUGGCGGGCGGGUCGUGUGGCUUGGCGUGGUGGGUGAAGGGGUGCUGCGAGAAGGGAUGGACGGGGCGGCUGAGGAGGGGCAGGGGUGGGUUGAUGGUGAUGGCGAAGUUGGGCUCGUUGCGGAUGGCGCGUAGCUCGUUGUUGUUAUGGCGGAGCAGCUGGAGUGUGCCGUCUUGCUAGCCAGUGGGGCGGCGGAAGGCCACACGGCGGCCGACGAGCAUCCACUACGCACAGAAACGGGGCAGCGCCAAGAAAUCCUGCAGUCAACACACACAUCCAGCAGCUCACCUAUUGCCUCUUCUGUGUGUCGUGUUUACCGCCUUGGUGGCGUGUGUGUGCAGGUCUCCAGCACCCACAGUGACCGGCAGCUGGCAAUUGCCGCAAUGCUCGGCGACUCUGAGUGUGUCCGCCACCUCCCCCCAGCCGCCCUCAUCCCCCUCCUCCACCAUCCACAUGCCCUUCAUCACAUCGCCGUGGCUCAGCUGAUCGUCGAACUGCACCACACCGCCCACCCCCGCCCGCUCGAUGGCCUUCGGCAGUCGAAGCCGGCGGACGAUCGGCCGCACGGCGUUGGUGAAGUGGCGGGCUGUCGAUUUGAAUCGGCCGAUGGUGUUCACGUCAGAGGCUGCGACGAUGAUGCUUAUGGGCUCAGCGGGAAGGUCCGAGAGGUCCGUCGGUGUGGCCUGAUGCCACACAGCAAUGCCAUGCACACGCAAUACAUGUGGCGUCUCGUUGUGCGUGUCUUGCUUGUGCCUGCCUGCAGUCACACACCUGCACGUGGCCAUCGGUAUGGUUGUUAUGUGUGGCAGAAUUGUUCGGCUCAUCACCUGACAACGACACAGACACACACAAGGGCGUGGUUGCGUGUUGGUGUCCCAUUCUCCCUUACGAAUGUGUGUGUCGGCUCACCCUCCUGUGCUGUCUGUGCGAUUACGGUCUCUAUUAUGUGCGCCAGCUCUGCCAGAUGGUCGGCCGCAGCAGUGAGUUGACGAUUCACCGUGGCCACCACCUGACGAAUGAAUGAACAGAACAAGAGCAACACCAACCGAAGCAUGACACGCACAGAAGCCAUUGUGUGGUUCUGUGUGCUGCCUGGCACCCUGCACGCACCUGUGUUGGCAGCUGAGUAGAGUCCAUCUGUGAGAGCCGUGUGAUCUGUGUGUUUGCCUGCACAACAUAUAUGCCACCACAAGCAGCACCAGAGGCAAGCAACCGACCGAUGUGGAUGGACUGCAGUAACGAAUGUGUGAGUGAAGUGUCGGUUAGCUACCUGAGCCUGAUUCAUCUGAAGGCAUCCUACGAUCAAAGGCGUGAACUCAGGCUGCGGCAAAAGUUGCUCACGCAGACGCAUCGCAAUCAUCUGCACCACACCGACCGCAGGACAACACAGACAGCGCAGCACAUGAUUCCCGUCACACUUUGUGUCAGAAUAGGGGGGAGAGAGUCGGGGAGAAUGGUGAAGAGAGGAUCUGCCGGGCGGUCAGUCCCGGAUAAAGGAUUAAGUCAAUGCAACGUAAGGUCUGUGGAUUUUGUGGAGAGUCCACGUAGGACAUGUAGUAUGCGUCAGUCCAUCCUGUCUGACGUCCUGUCCGCCAUGGCCUGUCUCAUGGAACGGACAGACUCAACAGCCGUCCUGUCUCACAGAUCAGUGGAUCGUCGGUCUAUGAACCCUAGACCCUAAACCCUGGACCGACUUGCACUUCUGACACCCCCUCUCAAGUCGGUGCAGAGUUAGGACAUGAAUCUCCAUAAAACUAUAACUGAAACUCCGCGCGUGAGGUCUUCGCCACCUUGAGAUCUGCACAUAGGAGCCCUUCGCAAGAAGAAAGAUCAGAAAGAAACGCGUCCAAGGCCAUCAGAGGGGCGCAAGGACAAGAGAAGCAUAGUGAAGCCGCAGAUCCAGAUAGCGGACAUCACCAUCGGAGAGAAGCGAAGGAGUGCUCCAGUGCAACCUCAAGCAAGUGGCUAAAACCACACAAGCGAGAUAAACACUUCAUG
Molecule: messenger RNA, 2767 nt
Organism: Vitrella brassicaformis
Lineage: Eukaryota; Vitrellaceae
Source: the annotation of a GenBank genome assembly